Lytechinus variegatus (green sea urchin) is the source of this 2221-nucleotide messenger RNA. RefSeq names its product scavenger receptor class B member 1-like. Gene Ontology annotation, molecular function: scavenger receptor activity. Lineage: Eukaryota; Metazoa; Echinodermata; Echinoidea; Temnopleuroida; Toxopneustidae. The transcript is spliced from 6 exons. The record is from RefSeq and is a predicted model, not a curated record. The coding region runs from base 182 to 712 and encodes 176 amino acids. Gene Ontology annotation, cellular component: membrane; cytoplasm.
AUUUCUCAUCAUUCAUUCUUCCAGGUCUGUGCCAUACAUUUAUGAACAAGAUACAGUCUUCAAAAAGGUGCCUCUUCUGAAAUUUGUUCUAGCCAAUUACACGUACUGUAACGGGACAGACUACCCGCCCAAUGCUGGAUUCUGUAGCAAAGAUCACGACCUGUGUGGUCCUUCAGGAAUUAUGAGACAAGAUCCAUGUCGCUUUGGUUCUCCUUCAGCAAUAUCUAAUCCUCACUUCUUUCAGGGGGACCCAGCGUUACAUGAAGCAGUAGGGGGCUUGAACCCACAAGCUAAAUACCAUCAGCACUACAUGGAAGUAGAACCAUUAAUGGGCAUGCCGUAUGUUCUGAAAAUGAGAUUGCAGAUCAGCAUGAUUACAUUGCCUUUGCGGAUGAUAACAGAGGUCAAGAAUGUCCGCAAUAUGGCGAUGCCAGUUUUAUGGUUUGAGCAGAGUGUUGAAGCAGAUGAUACGAUAGUUGGAUACUACGAAACAGGGUUUGUCUUAACAGCAUAUAUUGCCUUAAUCGUGAAAUGGAUCAUCUUUAGUAUAGGUGUUCUCAUGUGCAUUCUAACUGUCAUUUCCUGUGGUAAGCGAAUAGCUCACCCUCCAGUUGUUUCGGCAGAAGAAAAGGAUGAAAAGAUCAUUAAUACAUCUCCAGGGAGCAGUUGCGACAUUAGCCCGGUGAACAAGGCUGUAGUAGAUGAUGCUUAGCAUACCCAAAGUCAGUGCUUCAUGUAUAACAAUUAAAGGGUCAUUGCAUUACUUCCUUUAGUUUUCUAAACUACCGAUGGAGGGAACUCGAGGUAAAUUCGGUUUGUCACAGACGUAGUGGAGAGGUGCAAUUAUCUGCCGAUUUUGUUUUGAGUUGACCUCAAAAACACUCGAGGUUAACAAGAGGGUUUCCUGAAACCGCUGAGAAAGUAUUGCAGUAAAACUGCCAUAACUUUUGUAAAUGACCAUGAAUCUGAGUGAUAUUUAUAUUUUUGGAAAGAAUGACGAUUUCUUAAACUGUUUGUUUAGAUGCCGCAAAGAUAUCAGCAAGUUAAUUUUUCAUGAAAAAAAUAGAACAAAUCAGGCAUUCUCGCCAAGUUGAUUGCACCUGUCCUCUUGGCCUGGUCAGGUGGGAAGAGAGCUGAUAUUUAAAUCCAUGACUCCAUGUAAACUGUGAACAGGAUUUGUUGACUCAGUGGCUACUGAAAUUCAGAUGCCUAUUGGAAUCAAAGAAUUCAGUAAUCGAUGAUUUCAGAUAUUUAUUAUAGAAUGUAAGGAUGUGUACUCGUACUACUGCCAUUAGUAAAUCAAAGAAGUAUGCUAAUGCAAUCUAAUGUUCUUAAAAUGGUAGCACUGCCUGUUAUUUUUAUUAGUACUGCUGCCAUUAUCAUGCAAUGAGUAUGCCAAUGUAAUAAAAAUUUUGUAAAAUUAUGAGAGCACAAUAUGUGACAGUGUUCUAUUACUAUUACCGCUAAUACUUCUGACAUGAUCAAAUAUAGGAAAAAUAGCUUGAGAUAUUGAUUCUUAGAAUGAUGAUUGCCUGAAAUAUUGAGGAUUAAUUCUACUGCUAUUAUCUGGUACUGCUUGAGGUCAAGGAUAAAUUACUCUGACUUAUGAUAAUCAAAGUAUCUCGCAAAUUAUUGUAUUUAUUUAUAUGUGUUUUUUAAUGUGUAGAUAUUGAUAUAUGCAGAGCCUUAUACCAAGACUACUAUAUGCUUGCCUUUAAUACAGAAGAUUAGAGAUGGUAAUAGGAGUAUGAUAUCAUUCAGUGGUAAUUGUUUAUAGUUGAAGUUGUUGCUGUUAAUUGUUUUUUUCUGGAGGGAAUGGGUAAUUUUUGUUUGUGAUUCUAAGAUCUAUCUGUCAUUUUUUAAUAAAAAAAAGUUUCUUGCUUCUUCAAUACUGUCUUGACAAUAGUUUUGCUGAGCCACUCUGAACAUGGCUUUUCUUCCAUGGUGGUAACUAUUUGAAUGUUUUUGUAUUGUGACUUAUAAUUUUGACUAUAAAUUUGAGCUUCAAGUUUCAGUUGAUGCUGUAAAGAAAUGCAUAAAAAAUAUGCUCAGGGCAUUAUCAGGUUUACAAAUUGUUUGACUGUAUAGGAAGAGUAUGUACCAACAUCAUUGAUAGAUCAACUUCAUAUUGAUUGCACGAAUGUAUUGGUAAGUUAUGAUGAUAUGGGUCCAGGGGCCCGUUGCAGAAAGAGUUGCAAUCAAUCGCAACUCUAAAAAUCAC